UGCGAUAUCGACCCAGCGCGAUAAGUUCGGCAUUAGUUUCAGCUGUUCGACGACAAUCAAAACAAGCGCAGAAAGCAGUGGAAGCAGCCAAGGCGCCUCAGAAAAGAAGCAGAAAAAGAGCGCCACACCGUAAUUGUGACUGCUUGCCAAAUAAGAUUAACAAUAAAAUCAAAAAUUACACGCAUACAAUAAAUGCAGUAAAUUCGAUAAGUGAAGUAAUUGUCAACUUGAGAGCUGGGUGUGCCAAAACUGCAGCUGAAGGUCAUUCCAUUUACAAAGAGAGAGAGAGAGAGAGAACAAUUGCCAGAGAACGUUGCUACAACAACACAACAAACAAUAUUAUAAGCUUAAUCGAGUAGGGGAAGAAGAACAUCAGCAUCUGCAAGCCGAACGGACAAAAGAUGGAAAUCAACAUGAAGGCCCUGCUGGGCAUGCUAUUUGUAUUUAUUGGCUGCUGCAGCAAUGUUGUCUUCCUGGAGCUGAUCAUACAAAUCGAUCCCGGUGCUGGCAAUCUGAUAACAUUCUCACAGUUCCUGUUCAUUGCCAUCGAGGGUCUAAUCUUCACCUCCAAGUUCUUUACGGUGAAGCCACACAUCGGCUUGAAGGACUAUCUAAUCCUUGUCGUCCUCUUCUUUGGCGCCAAUGUGUGCAACAAUUAUGCGUUCAACUUCAAUAUACCGAUGCCGCUGCACAUGAUCUUCCGGAGUGGAUCGCUGAUGGCCAACAUGAUCAUGGGCAUUAUACUGCUGAGGAAGAGAUACAAUCUGAGGCAGUACAGCUCGGUGGCGAUGAUCACAGCGGGCAUUAUAUUGUGCACAUUGGUAUCCAGUGGCGAUGUCAAGGAUAAUACGCAUCACUCACUGAAAGUGGACACCACCUACUCGGACUUCUUCUGGUGGAGCGUCGGCAUCGCUCUGCUCACGAUUGCCCUACUCGUGACCGCUUACAUGGGCAUCUACCAGGAGGUGAUCUACAAGCGCCAUGGCAAGCAUCCGAGCGAGGCGCUCUUCUACACGCACAUGUUGCCAUUGCCCGGCUUCCUAAUCAUGGCCAGCAAUAUUGCCCAGCACUGGAGCAUAGCUGUUGCCUCCGAGCCGGUGGCACUAACUGUGCCUGGAUUGAGCUGGACGGUUUCCUUCCCACUGAUUCUCUUCUAUCUGCUGUGCAAUGUGGUCACUCAAUAUAUCUGCAUCAGUGCCGUCUAUGUGCUGACCACAGAGUGUGCCUCUCUCACAGUGACCCUUGUUGUCACUCUGCGCAAGUUUAUCUCUCUGCUGUUCUCCAUCGUCUACUUCCGCAAUCCGUUUACAGUUAGCCACUGGCUGGGCACCAUUCUCGUUUUCUUCGGCACCAUCCUGUUCGCCAAUGUGAUCAACCAGGUGAAGGAUGCCUUCGAGGCGCGCAAGCAGCAACAGCUGGUACGAAAAGAGAAGCUAAAGACCGGUUAAAUAUGGUCCUGCUCCACUCCUGCUAAGAGGCCAUACAUGCCUGCCGUUCGCUGUCCCGCUCUUAAUCGUGCUGGCUUCGUACUCGUUCUCGCCUGUCUCUGUUUCUGUUUCUGUUUUCAUUUUCAGUUUGGGAUUGCUCUUGUAUUUGUUGUAAAUAGCGAUUAGUUAAGCAAAUAUCCGACUCUAAAUGUACUCUGUUAAGCUAAGUCCCUGACGCUGUACGUAGCCUGUAGCCCCGUGCCCUAAUAUUAUGUAAUUCGUGUGUCCAUUUUAUCGA
Molecule: messenger RNA, 1725 nt
Organism: Drosophila grimshawi
Lineage: Eukaryota; Metazoa; Arthropoda; Insecta; Diptera; Drosophilidae
Product: UDP-xylose and UDP-N-acetylglucosamine transporter
Exons: 2
Coding region: 402-1448 (348 amino acids)
Biological process (GO): transmembrane transport
Cellular component (GO): Golgi membrane; endoplasmic reticulum membrane
Molecular function (GO): UDP-xylose transmembrane transporter activity; UDP-N-acetylglucosamine transmembrane transporter activity
Source: RefSeq, a predicted model, not a curated record